Messenger RNA from Cottoperca gobio, 2424 nucleotides. It is a transcript of the gene tmem119b, whose product is annotated as transmembrane protein 119b. Gene Ontology annotation, biological process: positive regulation of bone mineralization; ossification; positive regulation of osteoblast differentiation. The transcript is spliced from 2 exons. The coding region runs from base 947 to 1765 and encodes 272 amino acids. The record is from RefSeq and is a predicted model, not a curated record. Gene Ontology annotation, cellular component: plasma membrane. Lineage: Eukaryota; Metazoa; Chordata; Actinopteri; Perciformes; Bovichtidae.
GGUGACUAUCAACAGAGCUGAGACAAAUGUAAACCCGGAGGAUGCAGGACCUCAUCUCAUGCUCCUGAUGACCAUAUAAAGCUAGACUUGUCUUGACUGAUCACAAACACAGUAGAAGUUGCCAAAAAAUGCAUUUGCACACAUACACAAUCACUUGUAGGGCUCUCUCAUACACAGUCACACUUUCUCCCUAAAGUGGUCGCACACACACCGUGUAAGUUUAAUUGCUUUCCUGUGGAGAAAAAUCCCCCUUCUGACUGUUACGGGGGUUUUGUCUGCACAGGAAACAUUAACCUCUUCCUGCAUUAGCUGGUCACUCUUACAGGCUGCACUCUGACUCUUGUUGCCCUAGCAGGCCUGCUGUUAGUCAUCAGUGUCAGAUGCUGGCGUAGAAGAAAAGGCCAGACUGUCACUCAGAGGCUCCUUCUGCAGAAAUCAUGGAGAGAUAUUGAAAAAGAGAACAGAUGAUGAUGUUUAGAGGGUUCUUUCAUAAUGUUUUUUUUCAUCCUGCCAGUGUUGUCUUGGCCUUGCACAUCCAGUUAGCCACACAGGAGAGUGGAGGAGAAGGUCCCUGCCCCCACAGCACUUUAUAAACUCCUACCUAACAAGAACAAUCUGUGUGCAGGCCGCAGAGCUCAGACACUCUCUGUGAGGCUGAAGGGGGAGGAGAACAGUGGAGAGGCAGAAGGAGGGAUCUGUCCUCAUGGUUAACGCCAUCUCGUUUUUUUGGUUGUUUUCUUUGCACUAUCCGUACAAACCUCCAGCCUGAAAUCUGAAACUGCAGAAGUGGUGUGGCUCGCAGAUCAUUUGCAACUCUUUGCCGUGCUCUCUCUCUCUCUUUCUCUCUCAGUUCAUUUUUUCCAGACUGGUUUCACACAUUCUCCAUCAGAGGCGAUUCCAACAGAGACACUUCUCCUGCCGCAGUGGAUGAUCCUGAGGGGAAACCAUGCUCCCGAUGGCCCUUCAUCUGUGUGUGGUGUUUUGCAUCAGCAGCAGUUUGGCCACCCCUCUACCUUUAUACAGUUCUCUAGAAGGAAGUACAGAUGCGGAAGAAAUCAGUAUCCUAACUUCCUCUCUGCCCACCAGCAAUCUUUCUUCUGAAUACCAAACCACACCUGUCGGCCCCACGCAUGUGGAAACUAACUUUCUGAAUCAAGUUGUGGACUUUCUGGAGAAGAACAUGCUCCUUAUCCUUGUCGCAGGCUCUUUCAUUCUUCUCGUCCUCCUUAUUAUCUGUGGGGCGAUUAUGAUGAGCCGCAGGCGCAAAGUCAAUGCUUACUACCCUUCCUCUUUCCCCUCAAAAAUGUACGUGGACCACAGGGACAAAACCGGAGGUGCUAAACUCUUUAAUGAAGUGCCAGAAAAACCCGUUCCUGAGCAGGAAAGUGAGCCAGUGGACUCUCACAAGCAGCUCCAGGCGGACAUUAUGAGGGCUGCCAAGAGACUGCGCACACCAAAUAAAUGUGUCGAUGCUGCAGAGGGAAGUGACCCCAGUCAGAAAGCAGCAGACCCAAGUCCUGAGGACAGCUCUCGACCAGAUGGCAGCAUCCUGGACGAGCAGCUACCAAGUGUCCCUGAGGAGAAGGAGCUGUGUGAGCUUUCUGACAGUGUAGCAGCUGCAGCAGGAGGCCCUGAGCUGAAUCCUCCAGAGGAAGAUGAUUCACAGACGCCUUUAACUGGCAGGAGUCUCAGGCCAUCCUCUUUGCAUAUUCACAAUGACUCUGCUACACUUCAGCUGAUCGCAGGAGAGAAAACUGCCUUCUAACUAUUCUGAACACUGUGACCUCAUGAGAGGAAAUCUGUCCAGUAACUUUACAAAUCUACACAUCAAGGAAAGGUUGCUAAAUUCCAAUCACAGGUGUUUUUAUUGCAAUAUUGUAUGUUUAUAUUCAGUGCAGGAAAGGUGCACGUUGUUGCUUUGCUGAUUGGAUAAAUAUUUUAUGACAUUACAAACAUGUCUCACAGAGUAUCAUUCAAAUCUGGUACGAAACAUUUCUUUUUAUGGGGUGUUUUGUGUUUAAAGACAUUUCGCUCACUGUCUCAUUCCUUAAAGAAUCCUGCAGAGGGACCACUUCAGUAAACAUUGUAUGGUCCCAAAUACAUUGUACUUCUGCAAAACUCUAAGUAUUGACAAUGUUUUACGGAUCAGUAUUUGCAUGUUUAAGAUUAAAGUAUAGAAAGACACUUCAUGAGAAUAGUUUUGGUUUCAGGAUACUUUUAUUACACUAUGAAGGAAGCAUUACUGAGUAAUCAUAAAUAACACUUAAAACCAAUCGACCCCUUCAUUGUUUCAAGCCACUUUACUUCAUUGCAUAUCAAAAGGUCAGUGUUUAGGGUGCAAAUAGGAUAUAACUCUUAUCUUAAAUCACUAUCUCCAUCACACCAUUCAAAGUAAACACUUCACAAAAUCUUAAAAUAUAACAA